Molecule: messenger RNA, 2415 nt
Organism: Fraxinus pennsylvanica
Lineage: Eukaryota; Viridiplantae; Streptophyta; Magnoliopsida; Lamiales; Oleaceae
Source: the annotation of a GenBank genome assembly
AUGAGUGCUACACUUCAAGCUUCUCUUGUUUACAAGCCCUCAUUCUCGCAAUUCGAUAAUAUAGCUUUUUGUCUGAAACCCCGGGUUUCCCUUUUUGCUUCUCCGUUAAUUCUAUGUAGAAGUAGAAAUCAUAAGUUCAAUUGGCUUCCUCCUAAGUCUCGAUUUUCCCGACAUCGUUUAGUGGUUUCUUGUACAUUAAAUCCAAUUCCAGAAAGUGUAAAUUCAACGCCGGACUUAUUUAAUGGUAAUUUAAAUACGGAUAUUGAAAAGCCUGAAGUAAAUGAGUUUAAUAAUGGGGAUAUUGUGGGGGGAAGUGCAAAAAUUGAGGCGGGUGAAGGAGUAGAGGGCGAGGUGCCAAAGGAAGGUUUGGGGCAAACUGAGGAUGUCGAGAAGAGGUUGCCAAUACUGGUGUUUAUUAUGGGAGUUUUUGCCAGGUUGAGAAAUGGGUUUCAGAGAAUUUUGUAUUCAGAUUGGUUCAGUUGGUGGCCGUUUUGGCGGCAGGAGAAGCUGUUGGAUCGUUUAAUCACUGAGGCUGAUGUGAAUCCUCAGGAUGCUGCAAAGCAGAGUGCACUUCUGGCGGAGCUCAAUAAGCACAGUCCUGAGUCUGUUAUACAGCGGUUUGAACAAAGAGCUCAUGCUGUAGACAGUAGGGGAGUUGCAGAAUAUCUUCGAGCGCUAGUGGCCACGAAUGCCAUUGCUGAAUAUUUGCCUGAUGAACAGUCAGGGAAACCUUCCAGUCUUCCUUCUCUGUUGCAAGAAUUAAAGCAGCGUGCUUCGGGGAACAUGGAUGAGCCCUUUGUGAACCCCGGUAUAUCUGAGAAGCAGCCAUUACAUGUUGUGAUGGUUGACCCCAAAAUGUCAAACAGAUCGUCUCGGCUUGUACAAGAAGUCAUCUCGACCAUCUUGUUCACUGUUGCUGUCGGCUUAGUGUGGCUAAUGGGCGCUGCUGCACUUCAGAAGUAUAUUGGUAGCUUGGGUGGGAUAGGAACUCCUGGAGUUGGCUCAAGUUCUUCUUAUUCCCCAAAAGAGUUGAACAAAGAAGUAGUUCCAGAGAAGAAUGUUAAAACAUUUAAAGAUGUCAAAGGCUGUGAUGAUGCUAAGCAAGAGCUUGAGGAGGUUGUCGAGUAUCUGAAAAAUCCUUCAAAGUUUACUCGAUUAGGGGGGAAGUUACCCAAGGGAAUCCUUCUGACUGGAUCACCUGGAACAGGUAAAACUCUGCUUGCCAAGGCCAUUGCUGGAGAAGCUGGUGUUCCUUUCUUUUACAGAGCUGGCUCUGAGUUCGAAGAAAUGUUUGUGGGGGUUGGUGCUCGUCGUGUAAGAUCCUUGUUUCAAGCAGCUAAAAAGAAGGCACCUUGCAUCAUAUUUAUUGAUGAAAUUGAUGCUGUUGGCUCAACCCGAAAGCAGUGGGAAGGUCAUACGAAAAAAACGCUGCACCAACUACUUGUUGAAAUGGAUGGUUUUGAACAGAAUGAGGGAAUUAUUGUGAUGGCUGCAACAAACUUGCCUGAUAUACUUGAUCCUGCUUUGACGAGACCUGGUAGAUUCGACCGGCAUAUUGUUGUUCCUAAUCCGGAUGUACGCGGUCGUCAAGAGAUAUUGGACCUCUAUUUACAAGACAAACCAUUGGCUGAUGAUGUUGAUGUGAAAGCGAUUGCUCGUGGUACUCCAGGAUUCAAUGGGGCAGAUCUUGCGAACUUGGUCAAUAUUGCUGCCAUUAAGGCUGCUGUUGAAGGUGCUGAGAAGUUGACUGCAUCCCAGUUAGAGUUUGCCAAAGACAGGAUAAUGAUGGGCACAGAAAGGAAAACAAUGUUUCUGUCAGAAGAUUCAAAGAAGCUCACUGCAUAUCAUGAAAGUGGGCACGCUAUUGUUGCCUUGAAUACUGAAGGUGCACACCCAAUUCAUAAGGCUACAAUCAUGCCGCGUGGAUCGGCUUUGGGCAUGGUUACCCAGCUUCCUUCUAAUGAUGAAACUUCAAUCAGCAAGAAACAACUGCUAGCUCGGCUUGAUGUUUGUAUGGGCGGAAGAGUAGCUGAGGAACUUAUCUUUGGCCAGGAUCAUAUUACUACUGGAGCAAGUAGUGAUCUUCACACAGCUACAGAGCUUGCUCAGUACAUGGUAUCAUCUUGUGGGAUGAGCGAUGCAAUUGGACCUGUCCACAUUAUAGAACGGCCCAGUUCAGAGAUGCAAUCCCGUAUUGAUGCUGAAGUGGUCAGGCUACUGAGGGACGCUUAUAAUCGUGUAAAAGCCCUGCUGAAGAAGCACGAGAAGGCGUUGCAUGCUCUAGCAAGUGCACUUCUAGAGUACGAGACCGUUAGUUCAGAAGACAUAAAGCGCAUUCUUCUUCCCUAUAGCGAAGGACGAUUAUCUGAAGAACUGGUACAGCAACAGGAAGAAGAGGAGCUUGUAUUAGCAUAA